Messenger RNA from Bradysia coprophila, 2793 nucleotides. RefSeq names its product PHD finger protein 12. The record is from RefSeq and is a predicted model, not a curated record. Gene Ontology annotation, biological process: negative regulation of transcription by RNA polymerase II. Gene Ontology annotation, cellular component: nucleus; Sin3-type complex. Gene Ontology annotation, molecular function: transcription corepressor activity; protein binding. NCBI's taxonomy places the organism in Eukaryota, Metazoa, Arthropoda, Insecta, Diptera, Sciaridae.
GGUUCAGCGUCUGAUUUAUGGUAGUGUCGCGCUUCGGUUUACUAUCUCAUCUGAAGAGAAGUUUAUUUUAUAUUUCCCUUAUUAUAAAAGCAUCCGGAGUUUAAUAUGAAUUUACUUGCUACAUAGCCGAAAACAAUAAUUUCAUAUACGACAUUUGCCAUCGAAUAACGUCAAUUUUCAACCCGAAAUUUCCAAAUAAUUGAUCCCGCCAAUCGAAUUAUUUUUGUUGAAUUGACGUGAGCUGUCAGUUCUGAACAUCUUUUUUUUGAACAUCCUUUGCUCGGUGAAUGCGAAAUAUUUCUUUUAUCUCACAAGUCCAACCAUGUCAAAGUAUGAGUACAAUCUAGAGUCGAGCGGAAGUUUAAUGAAUGCAAUUCAAGAACUAAUAAGACCACCCGACGAAGUGAAUCUCAAAGCAAAUGCCAAGAAGUCACAUCCGUAUUGCAAACGGCCUGGUCGUGGUCAUAACCGUGACAGUUGUGAUGCCUGCGAAGAAGGUGGCGAAUUAAUUUGUUGCGAUCGAUGUCCGUCGUCUUUUCAUCUGACUUGCCAUGAUCCACCAUUGCGUGAAGAGGACAUUCCUAGCGGUACAUGGCUCUGUCUAAAUUGUCGCAUGACUAAAAAAGCUGAUACGAAUGUCGCGACGUUGGAACCCGAAGCAUCCAAUGUUGAUCGCACGAAAUCUCCGGUCGUUGAUGAGGAGACGGCCGACGAUGCGUCAAGUGAAACGCGAAAGUUGAGGAAAAGGAGCAAUUCGCAUUUGUCUGGCGUUAGCGGAACGAGUGAGAAAAGUGUUAAGCAACCGCAAUCCGUACCGCCACCACCAUUAAUAGUUGAAACGAACGAUGUGGAAAAGACAAAGUCACCGUUCGAUGAACUGAUCAAGGCAGCAGCCAUCCUGAAUCCUCGUCAAUUCGAGUUGCCGCGGAAUAUGAGCAUUUUCGUUCAAUUUCCGGGCGGCGAUAAGAUUGAACCAACCAAAAAUGGGUCAAAGAAGAUCAAAACAGUGUCGAAGAAUAAGCCACACGAAUUAGAUGCACAGGGAAUGGUGCCGUUGCCGGCCAAAACAUGUUUCUAUUGCAGAAAAUCAUGCAAAAAGGCUCCGCUGGUAGCGUGCGACUAUUGUCCGUUAUAUUUUCAUCAGGAUUGUCUCGAUCCACCACUAACCGCACUGCCGACUGGAUUAUGGAUGUGUCCCAAUCAUCCUGAACAAUUUAUCGAUUGGAAGCUCGUAUCGUCCGUAUCAGCGACGGAACGCAUCAAACUGUGGAAUCGCUUCAGCGGUCCACUGGAUCACGAAACAGUUAAAGCCGAAUUCCUUCGUAAGAGUCACUGCAAAAAUCCUCCGUUUCGUUACAAAAUCAAAUCGGCACCGAAGGAACGUAUUCAGGUGCCGGCCAUCGUUGAAUAUCACUACAAAAAUCGACCGACACUGCUGCCGUCGCUGCGUCAGGUAAAACGGUGCGAAAAUGUUUACCGGAACGGAAUCUGCCACGAAAUGGUACCUGAGGAUUUGAGCCGCAUGAUCGACGAGGAUUUGAAGGCGAUCAGAGAUGCUAACUGCAAAGUUGAUAAAUUCAACGAAAAGUAUCGCGAAGAUGAUGAUAUGGAUAUCGAUACGGAGCUGACGGUGAAAGCGGAAGAACCCAAAGACACGGAACAGGAGCUCAAACAUUCAGAAUUUCUGAAUCAAGUCAACGAAGAACUGAAAAAUUUAGACGAAACGCUCAUCAAACAGUUGGCUUAUCGACAGUUACAAGAGAUUCUCUACGAAAACCAGGAUCUGGUGCGACAGUACCAGGAGGAGAGCACGAAUAAGGCUAUAUUGAAGGCACUGCUUAAAAAACCGGUUCGCAGUGUACCGUUACCUAGUCAAUUGUUGACAAAAGAAGACAUUGAACGAAUAUCGCGCGAGUUUACUAGUCCUAACAAAGACGGUAGAAUCGAUCGAUCGCCCAGUCCGAUCAAUGUUGAUGGAUACGAGGCCAAGAGAAUUAAGUUGGAGGAUGGUAUGAUGAGCAAUGGUUUCGAUGAUUAUCGUUCAAAUGAGCAGAAAGCCAUGGAUGUGGCAAAUCUGUUACAGGAACCGAUGCGUGAUUCGAAAGUUCGAGCUAGAGCUAUUCUGACGCCAGUUGGGGAUGUGUUGAAUGGCAAACGAUGGUUCACGAAAUAUUCAUCGGAAAAUACGGUCUACAUGCGGUAUCGCAGUCUAACUAUUGGCACAUCACCCGGCAGCCAAGUGCAGUUACGGAAAGUCAGUCAAUGUCCAUACGUGUCAAACAAACACGCGACCAUUUUCUAUGACGACGUGACACAAACAUACGAAUUGCUCAAUUACUCGGAAUUCGGCACCGAAGUGAAUGGUCAGUGGUACACCUGCGAUUUUACCGAACACACAGCGUUAUCACCACCACCACUUCGGGCCGAUCAAAGCAAAGAUCAGAAAUCGUUGUACGAAUCGGUGCGUUCGAUAAUCGACAAGCGACGGAAUGUCGUUCGACUGGAGAAGGUGAAAAAUGGCGAAUUGCCGAGAAUAGCGCUGCCAGCUCACCCAAAAUGUGGAUGCAACACUAAGGCGCCAAUGAUAAACGGUUGGGAAGGUACGGCAGUUUUAACACAUGGUUCGCUGAUACGAUUCGGUUGCGUUUCGUAUGUGUUUUCCAUUGUUCUGGCGAAUGAUGGAGACGAUGAAUUCUAAAUGGUGGAAUAGAUGAGAAGAUUUACACUAUGUUCAUUGUACAACUGAAACACAUGAGUACUAUUAUAGGUUUUAAUAAAACAAAGUUUAUUACA